AGGGACCGCAGAGGACUUCGACGAGGACCCCUGGAUGACCGUCGUCCCAUGCAGGGACGCGCAUAUUGACGAUUAGUGCAAGGGGAAUCGGGCCACGAUGGAGAGUCGCUGCCCUUGGGCAAGCCAAUACAAAUUCGCCAACAUGUUGGAGUUCGGGAACCUCAUCCCGCUGUCUGACGCUGUCCUCGGACACAAGUUCCUGAACCACAUGCACAGAGCACUGGGCUGCGUUAGCCGCCAUUUCAGCCGCCUCGAGUGCCACUACGUCAGGUCGUCGCCACAAACUUGGGGAGGCCCGCGGAAACAAGAGUUGCUGAAUUGCGGUCGUCACUGCUCGUUCCUGGGUCCGUACCCGCUCCGGUGCCCCGGGAAUUCUCCACAAGUUGUGUCGUACUUUUGUGUGCGAUUGAAUGUGUCCGGGUCUGAUUUCGCCAGAGUUCUAUGUGUCGCUGCGUCGAACAAGAGCAGGAAACUCGUCGAUGCAGUUGUGCUUGUGUCACUCAACGAGGUGGUGAUUAAGGGGUCCAAAUUCGUGCCGACGCCCGGGCCUGAACGUGUAGAUGGGUGGCGAGAUUUGGUUAUAGCAGGGCCGGUCCAAAACUUUUCGCUGCUUAGGGAGGUCGAGGAGAAAGUGUCCGCCAUACGGGACUGUAUAGGGAACUCCUUAGCACGACCGAGAGUGUUUGUUAGGAUGAAAUACAUGUCCGUCUUUUCGGAAACUGCAGCGGUCGACGAUCCGCUGGUCCGCCCGUGUGGUCCUGUGAUCUUCGUCGAAACCAACAAGCGGCGUAGAGUGCUGGGGGCAGUCUUGCGGUGGGAGAAUGCGAAAGGCAGUCGUCGAUGGUUCUACAUGAAAAAUGUCUACGGUGCGAAGGGGAACGUCGUCGCCGGUGCCAAGGGGGCGGUUCUGGACAUGUGUCUGUUCGAGGGGUUCGGAGCGGGUGCUGCGAACACCCCGUUCUACAACGACCUCCGGCGGCAGGGCGGGUUUGUUUUGGGUCGAGAGUUCUUUGACUCCUUGGAGGACAAGGACAUCGCCCUCGACGUCCCUUGCGAAGUCGGCCCCGACAUGGAACUGUCAAUGUCUUUGCAGCCAUGCGGCGGAUGUGAGUCGAGCGGGGCAGCGGGGGAGGGGGGGGAUCUGGAUUCCGGGGAGGCUACACAUGUGCAGCGGGAGGAUGCCAGAGGUCAGUUUGACGACAACGAAGAUGAGGCGACACCGCGUCCGCCGUUUUCGCCGUCGAGUGAAAGCGACAGGUCCGUGCUGUCCAUACCUGGGGUCCGGCAACAGACCGCAGCAGAUCCCGGAGAAGAGGGAGUCCUGUGUGGGUCUGACUUGGAGGCCGCCGAGGGUCAUGGCGCGGAAGGCGAGGCCAUUGGCGGGGAGGGAGCGCAGGGCACUCCCCAAAAAAGGAGGGGAGAAUGUCAAGAAGAGUUGGUGGGCUCUUCGAAGAAACAGAAGACCAAGACCCCGAGGACUGCGGGAGAGAAACGGAAGGGGAGGGGGGUGGAAGAGGGUCACCCGGGUAGCAAACGUCCAGCUUCGAAACAUAAACAGCCUGAGCCGGGACCUUCUUCACCAAGGCCUGCCAUCGACGUGGACGCCGGGUACUUCCUGGAGUACAAAGACGGCGUCAGGACAAGCCGGGAGUUUGAGAUCAGCCCGGCUCAGAUUGUCGACAUAAGGGAGUGGGAGGAUCUUUACAACCAGCGGUCGCUAGAUCUCGUCCUCGUGGCAACGAUAAGGGAAGCAAUGCGGUCUGCAUUCGAAAAUAAAGAACAGACGUACGAGUUGCCGGUCUUCAAGCUCGCACCACUGGGGCUUCAAAAACCGACUCCUGGGACCAAGGCACAACGUCUGAAGCCGGAGGAGUGGAAGGAUGAGCUGGCGGGAGAAUACUACUACUACUCGGUGUGCGGGCAGCACAAUGCAGCUGCAGCCAAGUCGCUGCUCAACAGUGAGGUCGCCAAGAAAUACAAUUUCGAGCGGUGGCCGGCACGGAUGGUGUACUUUUCCGACGACGACUUCGAAGGGUAUUUUCUUGUUAGUUCACAGGACAACAAGAAGGACCUCAAGGCACCUCCCAGACAGUUGAAACUUUCUAUGAAAGACAUUCGAUGGCAGUGGAAGCAUGACGGCUGCCCAAGAGCUGUGAUGGGGAACCCUAGCGGGAAACAAGAUCAGGUCCGGGCUUGGCGUAAGUUUUGUGCAACGGUGCGCCACAAGGCGCCUCAAAACAGCUUGUGGCUUCUCGCGGAUCAAAAGGAAGAGGAGGCCAUUAAGAAGCAAAAUGCUGCCCUGCGUUCUUACUUACCUCUGGCAAUAGCCGGGGAAAAUGUCUGGAAACUGGCCCUGGAAUUUUUCGAAAAAUGGGAGACGGGCAGAUUGCUGAGCCACGAUGGGGCGAACAGGAUCGUAAAAAAGAAGAAGGUCAAAAACGUAGAGUCUGGGGUCGCCUACAUCCACAACGACAAAUUGGGCAGAAUGGAGGUGGUGUACAACGUCCCCGUGGACGCGCCGAAUAAAAAGGGCAAAAAGGAGAAAGAGGAGGGCGAUUGCAUGCAGGACAUGGUGCAGCUGGUGAAGUGCGACCGCGUGCUGGUCCGGUUGUGGAAUUACUACCAAUUCAAGCACGAGAAGAGGGCGGACGCGGACUGGAUCCAAAGGUACCCUUUCCUGAGAUCGAGGUCUGCCGUGUUCAAGAAGUUUGAAGGUCAGGGGUUGGAUGACGAGUUGUGGGAUAACAGCAGGAAACACGUUUCCGGCUUUGCGCUGUUCAAGGACUGCCCGCUGUACAUGGGUUGCGACCAGGACAACUCGAUUGAGGUGACGGAGAAGUUGGCGGGCCACAAGAAGUUGUCCGUCGACAGGAGAAACAAGGGCAGCGUCUAUGGGGAUAUGGAACGCAAUCCGACACAAUUCGUCGGUCUUCUUGAUUUUCUGGGCAAGAAGGGAGAGGGUGUCGUGUUUCUUGGRAAACCGCACGCGCGAAGCGUCUGGGAGCUCCUGAAGGCCGGCCGGCACGUUGUCGCAAUGGAAGGGAACUCCGACCUCUUGCAAUUCRCGAUGCAGGUGGUGAAAAGCGAGGUCAAUUCGGGUGGGCACAAUUGUGAGUUCAUGGUCGUGAGGCCAACACGGGAUAAGGUGUGGAGCAACAAGACAGAUAUGUGGUUCAAGUUGAGCGAGAGGAAGAGGAAUAAGAUAUACGAUUUCUUAUUCCUUCAAACGCGUCCGACGAGGGACACUGACGCCGAGUACAUCCGUCGGAAGGACCACAUGUUGGCACUGCUCGACAACUACCACUUCGCCUCCCGCAUGAACGCGAAGACGUUUAUCGAAAGGCUGCAAUCGCUGUCCUUCGUGGAGUCCGAGGAGCAGUUGAAGUUAGCCAGUUACGCUUACCUGAUCUCCACUGACGACGACGAAGCCAUAGGUGUGGAGUUUGUCGCCAACGCGAAGGAGGAGGAGAGCGACACGGAGAGCAUCGACCUGCAGUACGACCCGCCUCCGGCGGACCACGGCCGAGGGUCCUCGUUGGCCGGUCCAUCACCAAGCGCUGCAGCCCUCGUGUCACCAUUGGCCAAACCGGCGCCGGGCACCAUGCCGAUAAAGUUGAUGGAGAGACUUAGAGCUCUGGCCGCCCCCCCGCCCGCUUUGCGUCCCGGGUCCGUCGUCCCGCCCGAUCAUCCGUCUUGGAAGGAUGACAACAUCCACUUCCUGCUUGAACCGCAACGUCAUUCACCUGAGCUGGAGUGGGGCCAUGACAUGGUUUGGCAUCCGGGAGUGAUCCAGCCAGCGAUACGAAAUGGCGAGUGGGUCAUGGCCGUGGCAAUCCCGGGCGCGGGAUGGCGGGAGGCUGCAAUUGCAGGCUCCGGCGACAGGGAAACCACGAAGUCCGCCGAGAUCCGAACUUCUUCGGGCGGGGUUUGUCGGCCAAGGAUUGUUGUGCCGUUGAAAGGGGCAGCGUGCACGGGGACGGAAGGGCGGUCCUCGAGAUUCAGCACGGGUACCGCGGAAGGGGACGAGUUUCGUGGGAGGGAAGUAGUGGAGAAAAUGGAGGAACAGAAGGGAGCGCAAGAAGGGGAGGAAGAAGGCGAAGAAGAGGUGGAAGGGGAGGAAGCGGGAGAAACGGUGCUAUUUGAUUUGUUUGAAGGGAGGGAGGGUGCCGGGUCUGGGGAAGACGAAGUGGAACACAGUGAGGACGAUGCCGGAUCUGGAGAGUCGUCUGACGAGUUUGGACAACUGUACGAAGAGCAUCACGAGGAUGAUGUCGACGACGAUGCCACGACAAUGGAGAUGGAGACACAAGUGGUCAGCAGCCUUUCCGCAGAGCCUGAAGAUUAUGCGGUCCGGCAACUGACGUCUGCUGUCGACUUGCAACACCGGUUCGACGAGGCUUCCGUCGCUAUCAGCCCGUCUGAAAAAAGUCGACGUAUAAGCAUCAACGAAGUUAUCGAUGGUAUCCUCGGCGAGCACAACGUGUCUACCCGUCCAUCCGCAACAGCCAAAGUCGCAUGUUCCGUGGCAGCUGUCCUCACUUCGUCGCCGCCGAAGUCUCUGGUGCUGCCGGCCACCCUUGCCGCCGAAGGGAAUGGCGAGUUCGGUGGAGGACAACAUGUGACGUCCCCAAAAAAAUCGAGGUUCGGUGGUCAAGCUCUCGACGUGCUCGCUUUGCCUGCGCCAAAUUCACCAUCGAAGGAGCGGAGAGAGAAACAGACUGGUAAGCCGUGAAGAGCGCCUGCGCAUCCGAAUGUCGCCGGAUUACAGUCCGCGCUAUACACACGAC
Molecule: messenger RNA, 4787 nt
Organism: Chara braunii
Lineage: Eukaryota; Viridiplantae; Streptophyta; Charophyceae; Charales; Characeae
Source: the annotation of a GenBank genome assembly